GCGCGUCCACGUCUGUUUGUGUAGUUUUGUGGAGUUGUGCUCUUCCUGGUUCUCUCUGUUGUUAUCUCGGACUUCAUUCGGACUCUGUUCGGGUUUAUUUCUCCGGUGUCUUCGUCCCAUCGCGGUCAUCAUGUGGAUAAACUAACCGCUGGAUGUUUAACUUCAGGUUAACUCUGUUCUAGUUAACUAGUUAGCUCGUUAGCUCCCUGCUAGCUGCUAGCUGUCAUUAACAGUGAUGUUUGCGUCCUGCUGUGGCUGGUUGUGCGAUGACUCUGUCGAUGAGUCUUCAGGAAUGGAACGAGCUCACCAGUCGUACACUAACUCGGCCUAUAACAACCAGCCGUCUCCUCCGCCUCCUGAACACACCUGUAAGGCCUGCGGGGGGCGCUUUGACACACCAGCAAAGAAGCAUGUCUGUGUGGACUGUAAGAAGAACUACUGCAGCCGCUGCUCCGCCCAGCAGGAGCCCCGCCCCCGCCUCUGUCACACCUGCCAGCGUUUCUACGGCAACCUGCUGGAGCGGGCAGAGCUUAUGAAGCUGAAAGUGAAGGAGCUGAGGGACUAUCUGCACCUGCAUGAGGUCUCCACCCACCUGUGCAGAGAGAAGGAGGAACUGGUGGAGCUCGUCCUCGGUCAGCAGUCGUCUCCAUCCAGCGAGUCAGCCCCUGAAACCCCCGACGUCAGCCCCCCCUCUGUGACUACAGACCUCCCUGAUCUGACCUCCGACAUCUCCACCUUGACUCCUGAUCCCCCCAUGCCGACCCCUGAGCCUCCUGCUGCACAGCCUGAAGCCCUGCCCACAGAGGAUGCUCCUGCAGAAGCAGAGGUGGAGGACGAGGAUCAGAUCUGGGACACCGAGGGGGCCCCCGUUUCAGGUCGCAGGGCAUCUCUGUCCGACCUGAGCUGUCUGGAAGACAUUGAGGCUCUGAGCGUCCGACAGCUGAAAGAAAUCCUCGCCAGGAACUUCGUCAACUACAAGGGCUGCUGUGAGAAGUGGGAGCUGAUGGAGAGAGUGCGACGGCUGUACCAGGACCAACAGAACCUGCUGGCUGCCAACAUCGUCAACGCUUCAGAGUCUGGUGAAGGGGGCAGAGCCGGCGGUCUGGAGGAGAACCUUUGUAAGAUCUGCAUGGACUCUCCCAUCGACUGCGUCCUGCUGGAGUGUGGUCACAUGAUCACCUGCACCAAGUGUGGCAAGAGGAUGAGUGAAUGUCCGAUCUGUCGUCAGUACGUGGUCAGAGCCGUCCACGUCUUCCGCUCCUGACGCUCCCACCUCCAGCCAGGACUGACCGUCUCCAAAGCAAUAAAGGAAAUCCUCCUGAAGGGACCCUCUACAGAGACAGAACCUGAUUUUAUUUUUUCUAGUGUACAGAAGAUGUUCGGUACAUCAGAGUGAAGAAUGUAAGAAGCGACGCUCAGCUGGCAGAACUGCCGUUUGGAUGAAAAAACUGAAUGUAUGAUUGUGGAUCAAAUCUCUGAGUUAAAAAAGAAUCCUUGGUGCCUUCUGCCUCUGCUCAGCAUGAGGUCCCAAAUCUCCCAGCAAGUCCACCAAAGAGAACCGUGGGUCUGCUAUGAAUGCUGUCAUGCCGCCUUAAACGGAUCCAAACAAAGAAUUGUGUUCUUAGACAGCCCGGCUUUGUUUACCCUCUCCAGAGUUUACACUGUAAAAGAUGACCAACUGUGACUCUAAACCCCAGGGCAUUAUGGUCGAAAAGCUCCUUUUCUUCACAUUUACCUCCCGAUUUAGUAAAAUAAAACCCCAACGAACCAGCAGCCAAUCAGAGAGCAGGACAAGUGAACUAGAGAUUCACAGUGGGUGAAGCCCAGCCCACAGGUGAAGCCGAUUUGUCAGUCACAGUUAAACUGCAUGUGAUGAUCUUUUUAAAGAGACAAAGCCACACAUAAGAAAGCAGGAUUUGUUCAAUUCUGCAGGACAUUUAGAUUUAAACCUAAACUCUGUUUAAUAUCUCUUAUUUAGGACAAACAUCCAGCUCAGGUUUCAAAUAGAUAAUUUAUCCAUUAAUAAAAGAGUCAUGUGAAUACAGAGGGAGCCGUGUUUGCUUUAAUCUCGGUCCAGUUCACAGCAAACUCUCAGAUUUGAUCGGUCACACUUUAACCCGUCUGAAAAGUUUGUUGAGGUUGAUCUACGGCUGAAAAGCUGAAUAGAAUAAUAAUUUAGAUUAAUUAACCACAGGAGUGAAAAUAUGGUUCAAAACGUUUGCUGAUAAAUCCCGCUCAUGUGUCUUUGACUGGUUUACAUCCCUUGUGCCCUUAAUCUGUAUAAUUUAUGGAUAAAUCCAUAAUCUUCAGACUGACACCGUCCUAGAUUGACUAGGAUGUCCUCGCUCUCCACUUAUCCUAUUUGAAAAGUUUUGAAGCCAUUCAGAAAAAUGUGCUUUCUGAUAGUUUUGUUACUGUUUUAUGUAAAUCUACCAGGAAUGCAAUCCUUUUAAAUGAUCGACAUGUGAGAUUAACUGCGAUUAAUUAAUUAAAAGGCCUCGCAUUAAUCAGAUGAAUUCUUUACACAGAGCACUAAUAUAAAAUGAGGCUCCUCAGGCAGACCUGGACCUUGAAGACUAGCCUUUACGUCGGCUGUGUGGGUCUGUACUUCACAACUAUCAGUGUUACCGCGGGCUGCCGGGGCCCAGACUUUAUCUGAGAGAGAAAAAUAUCUUCAGGCCAUGCCACCAACAUUAUCGAGCACACAGAAAUGUGAAAAAAAUCAGAAUAAACAGAAAAGCUGAUCUCACAGCAGCAGGAUGAGGCUAGUGGCUCUGUUGACAGGGGAAUUAUUACGGUCUCAAAAAAGAAACCAAAACAACACAUAAAGACUUUAGAAAAAGUCACAUCUGCAUUUGUUGAUAUUAUUUAUUUAUUAAAACAACAAUUACACUUAGAAUACUAAAAUAUGAGUCCAGUGUUUACUGACCUCCUACACCUUCAUCAUCCACCGCUAAAGCAGCUGCAGGUCUCUGCUGAGAUGUUCAGAUACACCCUGAUCUGUUGAUCUCUCACGCUGUUGUGGUGAAGUGUGAUUGUGAAUGCUCCCUUACGAGGCUUUUGGCCUGGCUUUUCCGGCUGAUGAUUUGCCGAAAGGCUCCACGUGUUCCCCAUAUUCCCUGCCCAGUGUGUCCCCUCACUCGGUCACCUUUUCUCCUCUCUCAUUUCUAGACAUAGAGAAACCAAAAUGCUUCCAGUCUCAGAUUUAAAAGUCACUGAAGCCACAGUCUCAAAAAUUUUGUCACCGUUCUCCAUUUCCUCCAUUUUCAUGUUGUUAGUUCAGCAAGUGGAGCGCAAAGGAUGAUGGGUAUUCAGUAGUUCCCACUUGCCUUCGCUUCCACUUUUUACCCUGAAGACCGGCCGGUGAAACAUCCACGACGUCACUGAGCCGCUUCUCCCACCGCCACAUUAACAAUACGGUUCCAUCUCUAGUGAGCAAGUCAUUGUUUUUUGGAGCACUUAUUAUUUUCAGACAAAUGGAGCAAAGUGACCUCCCAAUGUCGACGCUUUGCUGUGUUCAUGUGAGCUUUAGGGAACAGGAUCAAAUCCACGUCAUCCUCAAUAGUCUCAGAAUACUUCGAAUCAGUGCUGCCUUUCUGCCAUGACCAUUGUUUGUAAGUUAUAAUCGACAAACUUCCCGUAGACCAUGGUAAUAUUUACAUUUCUGAUGCUUUUCUAUGGAAGUCUAACAGCCGGGUGUCUGAGCUGUAAGAAAUGUGAUUGGCUCAUGAAGAUAGAGGGUGGGGCCUAGCUACAGGUGAAUUGUGAUAUAAUGAAUUUUUUUUUAGUCCAGAUAAUAUUAAACGGAUUGAGAUUUAAGGUGACAUCUUUUUUGUACGAUUCCCGAUAAAUCCAAACCCAGAGGUUGAAGAUGGCGAGCAGAAGUCAGCUUUAAUCUAAAAUAGUCCUGUUAUUUUUCUAUCAGAGAUUUUAUAACGUGCUGAUCCUCAUAUCCAGUGCCUUGGCCAACCCACCAGUCCACGUGUCCACAGAUGGUUCUACUUUGUGCUAAGCUAAUUGAAGCUAAUUUCCCAGUGCCUCCAAUAUGAAAUGCUGUUUGUUAACACAGAUGCUGAGCUGGAGCAUCUUUUGAUUAUUUUGUCUCUGAAUGUGACUGUUUUUAAGGACAAUGGGGGAUUUUUUCUUUCUCUUUAACUGUAAUGUUCGUAUGAGUGCUGUUUUUGGAAUUUUAAGACUUAAUGAUAAUUCUGAAAGCAAUGAAGUGAAAAAAAUCUAAGAUUUCUGUAAGCACAGAGAAACUUUGACACUGCCCCUCACCCUGAAAUACCUCCUGUAAUUCACUUUGAACUUCCUGUUUCUUCUGUAAAUUGUAGAGAAAUUGUAAGCGGUAACCCAGGAUUCAUGUUAAAGCACUUUGAAAGUUGAUGGAACAGCUCUUUUUCAGUGGACCAUCUACUCAUGAGACUUUGGAACAGUAGAGGUUUGAAUUGAGGUGGAGGGAUCCUAGGAUGCUGCCCUGAGGGACUCCUCAUAAUUUAACAUUAAGAACAAGCUGUUCAGGUCUUUACCAGCAGGCUGUCUCUUUGAUUAUGUCACUCUUUUGUUUCAAGUUGCCUUCAUGUCUAGCAUUCUCAUUGCACUAAUCUGUUGAUGGUGGAAUAUUUUGAACGUCUGCCUUCUUUGAUUUGUUCUUAAAACACAUGUCCUUCUGUUUGUUCUUGGUUGCUGUGUUGUUUUUGUAUUUUAAUGAAACUCUUGAUCUGU
Messenger RNA from Cheilinus undulatus (humphead wrasse), 4725 nucleotides. It is a transcript of the gene rffl, whose product is annotated as ring finger and FYVE-like domain containing E3 ubiquitin protein ligase. The record is from RefSeq and is a predicted model, not a curated record. Gene Ontology annotation, cellular component: cytoplasm; plasma membrane. Gene Ontology annotation, molecular function: ubiquitin protein ligase activity. The transcript has 8 exons. Lineage: Eukaryota; Metazoa; Chordata; Actinopteri; Labriformes; Labridae. Gene Ontology annotation, biological process: proteasome-mediated ubiquitin-dependent protein catabolic process; protein K48-linked ubiquitination; negative regulation of extrinsic apoptotic signaling pathway via death domain receptors. The coding region runs from base 236 to 1264 and encodes 342 amino acids.